Molecule: messenger RNA, 627 nt
Organism: Rhopilema esculentum
Lineage: Eukaryota; Metazoa; Cnidaria; Scyphozoa; Rhizostomeae; Rhizostomatidae
Product: MICOS complex subunit Mic10
Cellular component (GO): mitochondrial inner membrane; MICOS complex; mitochondrion
Source: RefSeq, a predicted model, not a curated record
UUUUUGGUACCUCCUUUUGAUGCACCAGAGACAGACACUGCGCAGCACACAAGAAAUGAUAACAUGGCGACCACUACGUUCCACACGACAAGGAGCGAAGAGGAGAUAGGGGAAAAGGUUGAUAAAUGUCUUACUGAUGGGCUCAUUAAAGCAGGUGCUGGAGGUGCAUUAGGAGCAGUUUUUUCAAUUUUGCUUUUCAAAAGGAAAGGCUGGCCUGUAGCAUUUGGUGUUGGAACUGGCUUGGGAAUGGCUGUUUCUAACUGUCAGCACCAGUUCAAACAACUGCUUCCAACUGUAUCAUUGGGAAAAGGUGAAAAUGUAGAAGUAACUGAAAAUUAGAAAAUCAUCAUUGUGUGGAAUCUACUUUGAACUGAAAGCUGAUUGUGAAUGUCUGCUUGAACCCUGUAAAUGUUUGCUCGCACCUUUGAAUAUGUAAAGUGUUGAAGUGUUUUCAAUGAUUUAGAUAGUGAAUUGUAACUCUGGUGGCUGCAAGUGAGUCGGAUAUUCCCAAUGUCAUCAUAUAUUUCAUUUGCAUUUAUCUGAAUUGAAAUAUUGUUUAUCAGUUUAAUUUCAAUUGUAGAUAAGAGAAGUCUACUUUUUUAGCAGUAUGAUAUUUUCAAAGGUUCA